AUGGUACUAUGGAGUCCAUCAACUCUUGUUAACUACAAGGUACAUGCUCAGAAACAUGAAUGGUCGAAACAUGAUAUAUCCAUAUCGCUGCCGCCGUUGUGGAAGAGUAUAGUUGCAGAUGCAAUCAAGAGUAUAGUUGCAGAUGCAAGUUUUUUCUUUGUUGGAGUGACUGAUACCGAUGAAAUCUGUGUUGUCGCCGUGCCGUGUAUGCGAGCCCUUACCGUUUCUAUGUUUACUACUACAGUAUCGAGAGCAAUACGAUCAGAAGAGUUGAAAUCCAAGGAAUGGAUGCGUUUAACCAUUGUAGAGUUCACAUUUCUCUAA
Molecule: messenger RNA, 324 nt
Organism: Eruca vesicaria subsp. sativa (arugula)
Lineage: Eukaryota; Viridiplantae; Streptophyta; Magnoliopsida; Brassicales; Brassicaceae
Source: the annotation of a GenBank genome assembly